Molecule: messenger RNA, 896 nt
Organism: Pelagomonas calceolata
Lineage: Eukaryota; Pelagophyceae; Pelagomonadales; Pelagomonadaceae
Source: the annotation of a GenBank genome assembly
UCUAAAAAAACUAUGUCGAAGAAGCGCCAGCUCUCGGCCCUGGUGAAUUUCGUGAGCCGCCUCCGCGCAAACAGAACGAAGGCGCGGACUCGGGCUUUCAUGCGCUGGCGUCUCAAUCUAGAGGCGUCGCGCGCGGCGGCGGCCGAGCGCCUCUCGUCACAAAUCCUGGCGCGGGCCGCGGCGGCGUCGGCGCGCGGCCAGCGCCUCGCAUGCGUCGUCCUCGCGUCGACGAUGCUCAAGAGCUGGCGCCGGAGCGCGUUUCGACGGUGGCGGCGGCCACGCCGGAUCUCCCUCGAGCGGCCCACGAAGGCCAUCGAGUACCGUCCAGCCGAGGGCGACCGCUCGCCGACGACGCCGGUCACGCCGCCCCGAGCGAUCGUGACGUGGUCGGCGCCGGCGACGCCGUCGACGCCGCUGCGGGACCGCGCCGCGGACCGCGGCUUCAACCGCAUCGCGUCGCCCGCCGAGAACCGCGAGGAGGCGGCCGCCGCCGCGCGGAUCGCUCAGGUCGGCCGCAAGAUCCAGCGCCUCUUCGACGCCUACGGCGACCAGGGCCUGAUGAACCAGUACUCGUUCGGGCUUAUGGCCGUCGACUGCGCGCUCGUGCCGACGCUCACGGACGACGUCGACGAGGUGAUUGCGGUGCUCGGGCCGAAGGAGGAGUUGGACUUCGAGGACUUUUGUCUGGCCCUCGCGCGCGUCGGCCUGGCCCACGGUACUGGGAGGGUUGCGGGGGAGGCCGAUCCAAUCAGAGCGCUACUCGUCGUCAUCGCGUCGAGCGACGGCUUCGCCCAGGCGCAGCGGACGCCGUCCCGGAAGUCGCUCCGGGACUUCUCCCCGCCGUCGCCGAUGGCUGCGCUGCAGUUGUGAGACGCCCGCCGCGCCCUGACCUCUGG